AUGGGGUUCUCAGAAACUAAUGAUUGCCAGCCACGGUGCGUUAUUUGUUUGAAAGUUCUUCCUAACAGUUCCAUGUAUCCCGGAAAAUUGCGUCGUCAUUUUGAAAAGAACCAUCCGGAUUAUGAAGGCAAAACUACUGAUUAUUUUAAACGAAAGCGCACUGAACUAUUGGCUUUUCAAAACAAAAUAAAAACACACGUUCAAACUGACAACGAAAAUGCAUUGAGAGCUUCCUACAUGGUGAGCUACCGCAUUGCUCAAAAAGGUGAAGCUCAUACUAUUGCUGAAACGCUUAUAAAACCAUGUCUUAUUGAUAUAGCAACUUGUAUGCUUGACGAAAAAUUUGCCAAACAGUUGUCAACAAUUCCUUUGUCAAACAAUACUGUUGCGCGACGAAUAGCAGAUUUAGCUACAAAUGUAGAACAAACACUUGUCUCUAUUAUUAAAUACAGAAAAUUUGCUCUACAAAUGGACGAAUCAACUGAUGUGGCAUGUCUAGCUAUUUUGUUGGUGUUUGUUCGUUACGAAAAUAUUCAUUCUUUUAAAGAGGACCUUUUAUUUUGUCGACCACUUUUAUCAAAUACGACGGGGGUCCAAAUUUUCGGAUUAUUGGAUGGUUUUUUCACCGAAAAUAAGAUUCCAUGGACCAAUUGCAUUGAUGUGUGUACUGAUGGUGCGAAGGCCAUGGUAGGAGCAACAGCUGGAGCAGUUGCUAAAAUAAAAGAAAAAUCUAAAGAAAUUCGAAGUAGUCAUUGCAUACUGCACAGACAUGCUCUGGCAAUGAAAACCAUGCCUUUUUCUUUGAAAAACGUUAUGGAUGAUGCUAUAAAAAUAAUCAACUUUAUCAAGUCACGGCCUCUGAAAUCCCGACUUUUUAAAAUUUUGUGUGAUGACAUGGGAAGUCUUCAUAGUACAUUACUUUUCCACACAGAAGUCAGGUGGCUGUCACGCGGCAAGGCUCUUACGCGGUUAAUGGAAUUACGAACUGAAGUUCUUUCAUUUUUAAUGGACCACAACGUUACAUUGGGUGAAAUCAUGAAUGAUGUAACACGGCUCUGUCAAUUUUCAUACUUGGCUGAUAUUUUUAGCAAAAUGAACGAGCUCAGCCUUUCCUUACAAGGAAGGACUAUGACAAUUUUUGAUGCCAGCCACAAAGUAAGUGCAUUCAAAAGGAAAAUUGAUUAUUGGGCACAGUGUACUACUAAAGGCAAAUUUGAAUGUUUUCCAAUAAUGCAAGCCUUUUUGGAAGAAAAUGAUGAGCAGGUUUCUACUAAUAUUGUCAACGAGAUUAUUGAGCACCUCAAACAGCUAAAAAAUUCUUUUGAGCAAUAUUUUCCUGCAGAUCGGGAAGUAUUGUUGAAAGACCAUGAAUGGGUACUGAAUCCAUUCUCAGUUUGUAUGAAACCUUCAAGCUUAUCUUCAAGUGAUUACGAAAGGUUGAUCGAUUUAACUUCUGACUUAACAUUAAAAUCUUCCUUCAACAGCAAUUCGUAUGCCGAAUUUUGGUUAAGUUUGAAAGACAAAAGUUAUGAAGGUUUAAGCGAGAAAGCGAAAACACUAUUUUUACCCUUUGCCACUACUUACUUAUGCGAGUCAGGAUUUUCGUCAUACGCUGCAACAAAAACCAAAUACCGCAACCGCCUCAAUGUUGAACCUGACCUCCGUCUCCAAUUAUCAAAAAUAAAACCUGACAUUGCAAAACUGUGCCAAAAUAAGCAGCCACAUGCAUCACAUUAA
This is a messenger RNA of Myzus persicae (green peach aphid), 1737 nucleotides long. RefSeq names its product zinc finger BED domain-containing protein 5-like. Bases 1 to 1737 code for a protein of 578 amino acids. The transcript has a single exon. NCBI's taxonomy places the organism in Eukaryota, Metazoa, Arthropoda, Insecta, Hemiptera, Aphididae. The record is from RefSeq and is a predicted model, not a curated record.